AUGGGGAAUGUGGAAGGAGUUAGCGGUCUACAAGGAGAUCCAUUCAUGCCACAAAUGAGACGCCGAGACAUUCAAAGCAGGGUCCUUGAGCAAGCAUUGAUGGAAGCUAUGAGUGACAUGUUAUCGGGUAGCCAGGGCUCCUCUAAUACCACACCUGAACAACGAGAACAUGGCUGGGACCCGGAAGAUUGUUCCAGUAACAUCGCUGUGCUAGGUGAUGGGAUCACCGCACGUCGAGGUAUGCAGCGAUAUCGUACAGAUGGUAUAAGGGGAAAGAAAGGAUACCGCACGGGCACCCAUGUGUUCGAAUUCUACUGCGAUGAAGAUGAAAGAGGAUCGCACGCCAUCAUAGGUGUCGCCACGCCCCAGGCACCGCUAGGAUGCGUUGGUUAUACUUAUCUACUUGGCGCCACGUCGGAAUCUUGGGGUUGGAAUCUGAGCGACCGGAAAUUGACCCAUGGUGGAAAAAUUGUUGGCAUCUACCCUUCAAGGCCGAUUUAUACCGUACCAGAGACAGUGUACGCGACGUUAGAUGCUGAUAAUGGAACGCUGAGUUUUAAAGCCAACGGAGAAGACCUUGGCAUCGCUUUCAAAGGUCUCCCUCGCAUGAAUCUUGUAAAACCCCUGUGUAUGGCUGCCUGUUCCACUAAAGAUCAGUGUGACAUAAGAAUGAAGUACAUGGGCAGUGGCGGAAAAAUCACACAAGAAACUGAAAGUGGCGAACAAGUUGUGUCAGUGCCUACACCCACGGGCAAUAGCUACUAUAAGUUCCACCCAAGAUCUGGAGAUCAGGUUGAUGUAAUGCAUGGCGGGCGGAUUGCCAGACGACGAGAUGCCAAAAACGUGUUCAACAACGGCAUCGUCCUGACUAGACAGCCUCUGAAGACAGACGAAAAGUUUGAAAUACGACUCGACACCAAGGUAGGGAGGUGGAGUGGAGGACUGGAUUUUGGCUUCACCACAAAUACACCCAACGACUUGGACUAUCCCACUACUAUGACUGAAUGUCAACAUGGAGUGAAUAUGAUGUGGUCUGGAUCUAAUAUAGUGAAAAACGGAACCAAGGUUAUUGAGCUGAAUAAGGAUCUAGAUGACUGCACGAUCGGAGACACUAUUGGAAUAGAGCGUAAAGGAGAUGGCUCUUUUCACCUUUAUUUAAAUGGCGAGGUCCUACAGAAAGCAGUGAGAUUAAAGAAUAACCCGCCAGUUGUCUAUGGUGUAGUCGAUAUCUAUGGUCAAGCUGAAAGAGUCACUAUUUGCGAGAGCACGGGAGUAGCUCCAUCUCAGAAGGUCGAAUCAGAUGUUCCAACCAAGAGUGAAGCAACUGGUAGUGACCCAAACGCCAUAAUGUUCAAAAUGCGAGACACAGUAGACAAAUUAAAACAUUGGAAGUUUUCGGAUAUGCGAUCUGCUCUUGCUGAAGUUACAAGUACGAUAUUGCAGCCAUACCAUAACACGACCAAUCGGAAAAUCCGCCAGAGGUUUGGAGACCAUCUAGCGAAUAUUGGUGGGGCCCACGAGCUUACAAAGUUACUGGAGAGACUGGAUGAUAUGGGAAUGGAAACACCUGGCGUGUGGCAAGGAAUAAAUCUGGUUCGCAGCACAUGUUGGAAUUACUCUGAUGCAAGCCUGAAGAUGUGCAAAGAGUUUGGACAAUCAGGGAUACUGCAGAAAAUGUUCAAAGACCUUUCUACAUUUGGUGCAACCAAAAUCAAGAGUGAGAAAAAAAAGUUUAUGGUUAUUUCAGCUUUAAACGUCAUUCACAACUGCGCAAAAGCUUCGGAAAAUCGGAAAAUUUUCCACGAUAUGAAUGCAACAGUGAGGCUUGCUCCUUUGUUGAAAUCUGAAGACAUGGGCGUGGUGACUGUCACAAUGCUGACGCUCUCAUAUAUUGUUGAUGAAGACAAAACGGAUUUACUUGAGGCAACCACAAAUGCUACUGAAUAUCUGCUGGGGCUGCUGAAAAAGGCUGUAGAGGACCCAGAACUGCGUGGAAGGUCUGACGACAGCACGUGGUCAGCUCUGGAGAUAGCAACUGGCCUUGGAAACAUGGCAAUCAAUGACAAGAACAAAACCACCCUAGUUGAAGCUUCGUGUCUUCCCUUGUUUGUUAAGCUGCUUCAAAAAGGUGGCCCACCUGAACAGGAGUGUGCUGCAAAUGCGUUGUGGACCCUGGCAAAAUCACCUUCCAACAAAAUAAAGAUUGCUUCAGAGCCUGGAGCCAUGGAUACUUUAAGACAACUAUCGUCCAGCAAUAUUGAAGCUGUGAAGCAAGCUGCAGAACGCGUAAUUAUGACCGUCAAUGUACCAAUGCAACAAUUCGGACCCGGCAUGCGAACAUCUCCUUCCAGGAGUAAAUGUGACUACCAGGAAUUGUGCGCACGAUUCAAAACUACACUGAAUCUAUCAGAUUUAUUUUUCAACAAGGAUCACAAUAUGUGUUAUUGCACUUCAUGCCACACAGCAAGAGGGGAUGAUCUUUACUAUACACGUGGUCAACCAGGGAAGAGUUAUGGAGUACCAGUAGGAUGGUGUCGAUUCGCCUUAAAAGUACCUGAUAGAGCCCAUGCUUUGGAUGUAUUCAAGACAUGGCAUGUUGCCUUUCAUGGCACAAGAAUGGAUGCAGUCAAACCAAUUUUGGAAUGUGGCGAUUUGCUGAUGCCUGGUGAUACCAUUAUGGGCGGCAAGAAGUUAGGUGAGCGCGAUGGUCACUUCACAGAAGACAGAAAACCUGCAGGGUUUGACACAAAACAGAUCUUCCUCUCCCCGAGCAUUAGGUACUCUGGUGAUAACGUAUAUUCAUUAGCACAGAGUUAUAAAGAUGGUGUCACAAAGAAGACGUACAAGACAAAAGUUGCCUUCCAAGUUCACAUCCGGCCAACAAGCUAUAAAGUUGGCCCGGAAACCAUUGGUGCAACUGGGGAAAUCGAUCCAAAGUUCAGUAACCAAGAGAUUGAGUGGUUUACCAAAGAACGUGGAUGUGUCAUUCCGUAUGGGUUGUUAAUUAAAAUGGAUUAA
This is a messenger RNA of Saccoglossus kowalevskii, 3018 nucleotides long. RefSeq names its product neuralized-like protein 4. The record is from RefSeq and is a predicted model, not a curated record. Lineage: Eukaryota; Metazoa; Hemichordata; Enteropneusta; Harrimaniidae. Gene Ontology annotation, cellular component: SCF ubiquitin ligase complex. Gene Ontology annotation, biological process: proteasome-mediated ubiquitin-dependent protein catabolic process. Gene Ontology annotation, molecular function: protein binding.